CAAGGCCUCCCAGCUCCAGAGGGCCGCCUACUGAGUCGUGGCCCUCAGAAGAGCGGGGGGGGGGGCUUUCCGAGGCCUGCUGGGAGUUGUAGUCCGCCCCUUCCUUCUUUCCUUCCUUCCUGCCUCCCUGGUUGGGCUUACGUGGCCCCCGAGCGAGAGAGCGGAGUCGGGCAAGAUGGCGUCUGCCGUGGCGGCAGGGCUGAGGAGGCGGGCGACGGCGGUGGCGGUGGUGCUGGUGGCCGGGCUGGUCUCCCCCGGGGGGGCCCUCUACUUCCACCUGGGAGAGACCGAACGCAAGUGCUUCAUCGAGGAGAUCCCCGACGAGACCAUGGUCAUCGGGAACUACCGGACACAGCUGUUUGAUAAGCAACGGGAAGAGUACCUUCCUGCCACUCCUGGCCUGGGCAUGUUUGUGGAAGUGAAGGACCCCGAUGAAAAGGUGGUGUUGUCCCGGCAGUAUGGCUCAGAGGGUAGAUUCACCUUUACUUCACACACACCUGGGGAACAUCAGAUCUGCCUGCAUUCCAAUUCUUCAAAGUUUUCCCUUUUUGCAGGAGGCAUGCUGAGGGUCCAUCUUGAUAUCCAAGUUGGAGAACAUGCUAAUGACUAUGCUGAGAUUGCAGCCAAAGACAAGCUGAGCGAGCUGCAGUUACGUGUGCGCCAGCUCCUGGAGCAGAUUGAGCAGAUUCAGAAAGAGCAGAAUUACCAGCGGUGGCGAGAGGAGCGUUUCCGGCAAACCAGUGAAAGCACAAACCAACGGGUUCUCUGGUGGUCCAUUGUCCAGACUCUCAUUCUUGUAGCCAUUGGAAUUUGGCAGAUGAGGCAUCUUAAAAGUUUCUUUGAGGCAAAGAAGCUGGUAUAAUCAGGGGGUGGGCUCAGCAAAUGGCCUGCAUUUCCCACAAGAACAGUUUCCAGUGCUUCCAAUUAUCUGCACUGGUCCCUUGGUCAUUCUUUCCACCAGACUGGUUCUUGGUCAAAUUCAGUGUCAUCUACCUCUUUCUCUCUCUGCCCCUCCUUCUUCCUACCCAGCAUCCCAGUUUGCUGUAAUUCCACUGCAGCAUAUUGGCCUCAUCAGGCACUGUUCCAUCUGGAUAAUCAAGACCAGCCUGCCCCUGUUGCCUCCCAUCAUCUUUAACAAUGUGCGUCGAAUGUGCUGGGCAGGGGACCCUGUGCUCAGCCCUUUUCCUCUUUGGGAGUGUUCUUUGUUGAAAUUAGACUCUUCUCUGAAGAGCACUCAGGACAUUUUCUCUAGCCAGUAUGACAUACGUAAAAGCCAAGGAACUGCUGCCAGUUAUGAGCCCGUUGUACUUGUACUAGUUCCGGUUUGUUAAUGUCACCGGUAUAUUGCUCAGAAGGCAUGUGCUGAAUGAGAAAAUCAGGAGGCUGUGCCUACCCUCCUUUCCUGUGUAUUCAUAAUGUGAAUGGAAUAUAAAAUGAUUUGGGGGAUGAACUGCUAUGGAAUUGGUGGAGCGAUACUGGGGACUGUUUCUGAAAUAUUCUGUGUGUGUAUGUUUUGUUGGGCUCAGAGGUGAAUUGAUGAUUACUCAGCUACUAAUCAGGGAUAGCUAAGUAAUGAGAUUUAUAUGGCUUUCCAUUUGCUUUCUCCAUGUAGCUUUUUAGAAUUAUAUUAGAUUUUUCUGUAUAAGUGCAGCUGCUGUUACUCUGGCACAUCAACUACUUCAUUUUCUUUCUAAUAUGAGCUUAUAAGCAGUUGCAAGUUUGGUUCUACAAUGCUGCUGUUCUUAUAGCAGGAAUAUGUGACAACAUACUGUUUCAUGCUGCUCCACCAACCUGGUCCUAACUGUUCUUAUUUGGAAGUAAACCACAUUUAUUGCAUUGGAAUUUCCUAUCAAGCAGUUUUCCAACAAUUAUGCAGCCCAAAUCUCACUGGGCUUUGUGUUGCUAAGUACAUCCAGUAAAUUAAUACAUGAUUAUCUUUCCAAAAUUAUGGAAACACUCCCUUGUUCCUCCCACCUAGAUUGAAGGGUGAAGGAGGGAACAGGCUUGACUCAGUUCAGACAACCAUAUUGAGCCAAUAAGCCAUUUCUUACUGGCUCUCUGGACAGGCAGUGCUUAUGAGCCACAGUUAUUCUGUUUGAAGGUCAUGGGAAAUAUUGUGGUUUAACAUGUCAGGAUAUAAGAACCAAAUCUAUGUGUGCAGAGGAUGGGACAAAGAAGGAGUGUGCUGGCAGAUUCUCAGAGUUAUUGCACCUGAACCUGGCUUUUGUUGUGUUUUGAAGAUUGAAUUAAAGGGUCUGUUGCUGGCC
Messenger RNA from Sceloporus undulatus (fence lizard), 2267 nucleotides. It is a transcript of the gene TMED9, whose product is annotated as transmembrane p24 trafficking protein 9. The coding region runs from base 176 to 862 and encodes 228 amino acids. Gene Ontology annotation, biological process: endoplasmic reticulum to Golgi vesicle-mediated transport; intracellular protein transport; Golgi organization. The transcript is spliced from 5 exons. Gene Ontology annotation, cellular component: endoplasmic reticulum-Golgi intermediate compartment; endoplasmic reticulum; COPII-coated ER to Golgi transport vesicle. The record is from RefSeq and is a predicted model, not a curated record. Lineage: Eukaryota; Metazoa; Chordata; Lepidosauria; Squamata; Phrynosomatidae.